Molecule: messenger RNA, 2688 nt
Organism: Aspergillus calidoustus
Lineage: Eukaryota; Fungi; Ascomycota; Eurotiomycetes; Eurotiales; Aspergillaceae
Source: the annotation of a GenBank genome assembly
AUCCACUUCUCAUGCAAUUGUCCUUCAUUUGUAUGGGGAAAGAACAAGUGAAGUCUCUCGACUCACUCUGGAACAGCAAAAAGCCCGCUCACAACCCGUAAAACCAAGUCAAUUCAACCCGAAGCCAAGAACCCAUUAUCUCAGACAAUAUGGGCACCAUGGGAUCUGAAAAGUGUCCUCUUCCAUACACACGCUCUGACCCCGUUCCCAUGGAUGCAGAAAUUGAGUGCAAAUAUAUCUCCCGUUUUCAGCCUCGGGUCAGCAAACAUGUGGCUGUUUCCCAAGACGCCUGUAUAGAGUGUCAUAUCGAUCUGUUUGGUAUGGACAAGAUUGGGAAAGUGGCUGGAGGCAUGAAUGCGCAUACAGCAGAUUUUACGGCCCUGUGUGCUCCAGAGGCUCUCCCAGAGAGGAUUGUUCUAUGUUCUUAUUUCAUCGAGUAUGCGUUUGUGCAUGAUGACGUAUCUGUGGAUGCUGUGCAAGGGGCCAAAACUGUAAGUAGGCGUCACGGCCUCGAUAUUGAGAUGAUACUCGGCUUACCCUUUUCCCCUGGGAAGUGCCUUGAAGGGAACAAAACUCUAUCGAAGGCUUUAGGACCAGAAAGAUAUGAAGACCUUCGAGCAAUCAUGGAUGGUGGGUUAAAGAGAAAGCAAUCUAGAGCAAAGAUCUGGUCAGCCCUGAGGGAGAUUGACCAGGACUACCUUAGUCGCUGUCAGAGCACUUUCAAGCAGUGGUAUGAGACGGGCCGGCAAAUGAGGGACCAAACAUUUGCGAGCUUGGAGAAUUAUUUGGCUGUUCGGGCCCUUGACUGCGGCGCCAACUGGGUUGUUCGCAUGAUUGGAUGGGCCAGCGGGGUUGAACUCACACAGGAGGAAGAAAUCGAAACCGGGCCAGUGACCUAUCUGGCCUUCGUGGUUCUAGCGGUUACCAAUGACAUUUGGUCAUGGGAGAAGGAAAAGAAAGUAACGCGGUAUUCUGGGGAGUCUCUUCCACUAAUCAACGCCGUCCAGAUGGUCAUCCAGAUGCAGCAAGUCGAUGAGGAUACCGCGAAACACAGAGUGCUCGACAUUAUUCGCCAGAAUGAGAAGCAAUACUGUUUCCUGCGUGACGAACACUUGAACAGACCGAAUACUUCGCAUUCCGUGAGGAAGUGGUUCCAAAUUCUGGAGUUGUCCAUGGCAGGCAAUGCGCUGUGGAGCAUUCAUUCUCCUCGAUACCACCUUGACGUCCGAAAUCCCUACAACUCCCCUUCUGUGGUUCCCUCUGUCUUUAAAGGAUUGCAAAUAAUGCAAUCAAGAUCUGACGGUGGAAAGACAGAGAAGACACAGAUGCAAAGUACGGAGACCCUAUCCGAUGUCUCUCCCCAUCCGAGGCUGGCAAAGGCAGGGACAAAUGAAAGGAAAAAUCCACAGGCGGUGCUAGAAAGACUGGAUGACUCGGUCCUUUGGAGGCCGUACAACUAUAUCACGUCUCUGCCAUCCAAAGGUAUUCGGCAGCACCUGAUAGACGCUCUACAGACUUGGUUUAAUGUACCAAGGAGCUCUUUGGCGGCAAUUUCCGGUGUAGCGUCCCUACUUCAUGAGGCCUCUCUGAUGUUGGAUGAUAUCCAAGACGGUAGUCCUCUCCGCCGUGGCCAGCCAGCAGUCCAUGAAAUAUUUGGCGUGGGGCAGACCAUCAAUUCUGCGUGCUACUGCAUUAACAAUGCGUUACGUCUGGUCCAAGAAAUCUCACCCAGCGCAGCCCUGAUAUUCUCCGAACAAAUGGGACAUCUAUAUAUAGGGCAAGCCCAUGAUAUCUCUUGGGCUGGUCAAAGGGCCAUCCCUACGGAGGAGGAGUAUUUUGAAAUGGUUGAUGGCAAAACUGGGGCGCUCUUUGUUCUUCUAUUCCGCUUGAUGCAGAGUGAAGCCUCAGAAAACAGGAACCUGGGUAUGUGCCACUUCAUGAAUAAGCUCGGACGGUGUUUUCAGAUCCGGGACGACUACCAGAACCUUGCAUCCCAAGAAUAUACGUCGCAACGCGGGUUUUGCCAGGAUCUCGAUGAAGGGAAACCCUCGUUUCCAUUCAUCCGCGCGUGUCAUGAACUGCAAGAUAGCACGGCGCUCACUGAAUGGUUCAAAAUGCCGCGCAAUGGGGCUGGAGCUUCGGUAGAGGUCAAGAGAUACAUUCUCAACCAAAUACGAGGCAGCGGGAGCUUCGAGUAUACGAAAGAGCUACUUUCGCAUCUCCUCUAUGAUCUAGAGGAUAUGGUACGGGACAUGGAGUCUGUGACUGGACAGAAAAACUGGAUACUGCGAAAUAUACUGGUACAGAUGCGGGUGAAAGAAGAGAGGGCCAUGCAGAAGAAAGAGACUACCGUUGGUGAAGUUAUGCGUGUUUGGGGCCAAUAUCAGGAGACAGCUUGGACGUCAAGCCUCAGUUGAGCACCGGUCAUAGAUCGAGGAGACAGUAAUGGACUUCCAAUGAAAUAGGUUGGUGCGCUUUCAAAUGCUGCUUGAGGGCAACGAUCGCCCAAGAACCAAAUGGCCCAAAUAGCUCGGCCAGAAGGCCCUAGAUCUCCGCCAGUGAAAACCUCCCAUGCAUAGAAGAGAGUUGAGAUAUUGGGCGACAGUCCUAAUAGGGCUGUGAGGUUCAAUCGCUCCCUUUUUGCAGCUUUUUGUCUCAUUACGGGACACCAGAACUCAAGUACGUACU